Molecule: messenger RNA, 2198 nt
Organism: Aspergillus alliaceus
Lineage: Eukaryota; Fungi; Ascomycota; Eurotiomycetes; Eurotiales; Aspergillaceae
Product: Eisosome component PIL1/LSP1 family protein
Exons: 4
Coding region: 629-1678 (349 amino acids)
Biological process (GO): endocytosis; eisosome assembly; negative regulation of protein kinase activity
Cellular component (GO): eisosome filament; plasma membrane
Molecular function (GO): lipid binding
Source: RefSeq, a predicted model, not a curated record
GUCGCAGAUUCACUCAUGGCUUCCAUUUAAAGCUUUGCUGCAUUUUACUAGAUUUUCUAAAGUCUUUCCGCGGAUUCCUUCCCCCGUUCUCCUCCGAUAGAUUUCAAUUCUCUGGAACAAACUGGGGAAAAAAAGGAGUAGUCCUUUCAAGAUCAAUUCAUUUGUCAAUUGAGAAAAGGAAAAAACUCCCUCCGUCAUCCUUGUUCAUCACUGCCCAACGUGACCUCCGAAUCGGGUUAGUUUCCUGGCGAUAGUCUUCGACGUCACCAAAGGUUGCAGUUCAAUAUCUUUAAUCCACUUCUUACUUGGAUCUAAGGGGGAGAUAGACCUGAAAAGAGAGGUUCAACCAGAAAGAAAUCGUCCAAGUAUCUUCCACCGUUCCUUGGGUCAACUCACCCUGUUUUGGUCACUGCGUUGCAGUUCCUUCCCCCUCGUGCUUUAUCGCCCUUCCGUCGCAUCCCGUUGCGCCCACGUCACUCGUGCGCAAAAGCAACCCUUCAAAGAAACCCCUUCGUCCAUUUUCAGUCGAACUCCCGUGAACUCUUUUACUUUUCCUUCUUCUUUUACCCUUUCCCAUUCACUUGUAUCACCGUUCGCCUGCGUCUAGCUUCCUAUACAGACCGUGGCCAUGCAUCGCACCUAUUCUAUGCGCCAAUCGCGCAUGCCGACCGCAUCGCAGAUUGAGAACCCGCCUCCACCGCUGUCCACAACCAAGACGAAUAGAUGGAUUGGGAAGGGUGGCUUUGGUCAUGCCUUCCGUAAGAAUGCUGCCGGGGCAUUUGGUCCUGACCUUGCAAGGAAACUCUCCCAACUCGUGAAGAUGGAAAAGAAUGUCAUGCGCAGCAUGGAGAUGGUCGCCAAGGAGCGUAUGGAGACUGCUCAACAACUUUCCAUCUGGGGCGAAAACUGUGACGAAGACGUGUCCGACAUUACGGACAAGAUCGGUGUAUUGCUCUACGAGAUCGGAGAGUUGGAAGACCUCUACGUCGAUCGUUAUGACCAGUACCGUGUCACCAUCAAGAGCAUCCGUAACAUCGAGGCUUCCGUUCAGCCCAGCCGAGACCGCAAGCAGAAGAUCACUGAUGAAAUCGCCAAGCUCAAGUACAAGGACCCAAACUCUCCUCGGAUCGUUGUUCUCGAGCAAGAGCUGGUUCGCGCAGAGGCCGAGUCUCUUGUGGCUGAAGCUCAGCUUUCCAAUAUCACCCGCGAGAAGCUCAAGGCAGCCUUCCAGUACCAGUUCGAUGCGCUCCGUGAACACUGUGAGAAGGUGGCCAUCAUCGCCGGCUACGGCAAGCAUCUCCUGGAUCUGGUCGACGAUACUCCUGUUACUCCCGGUGAAACUCGCGCCUCAUACGAUGGAUACGAUGCUAGCAAGGCUAUCAUCCAGGAUUGCGAAGAGGCCCUCGCUAAUUGGGUUACCUCCAAGGCUGCCGUCAAGUCCGAUGUGUCGCAGCGCACCCGCACCCUUUCUCAACGGCGCCGCGAGGCGAUCGGCAAGAACCGCGAUGGGGUCGACCUUUCUACCCAGGACCAGCCCAUGCGGGGCGAUCGGGACUCGUGGGUCCCUGCCGACCAGCACCCAACCUAUGUUGAAGAUGGCGAGGAAGUCGCUAGCACCUUGGAUGGGGAGGCUCGGGGUCGAGAAGAAGACCGCGAGCCCGUCUCCGUCUCCGUCUAAGUGAGACUGAUAUGGCCACGAACAUCGACAUUGGUAUAUGAUAGUGUUGAUGGCAGUGUUGAUGGCUGUUUGCCGAGUCCUCGUCUUUCAUCCUUGUGAUACUCCGGAUUGAAGUCCCGCUUGAUGUGAUGGUCUCGUUUUGCCGUGAUUUCAUAUCUCUUCAUGUUACCACCCUCGUGCGCUACCCACUACUCUUAAUGCUAGGCCUCCCCUCAAUGAUAUCUUGCCGGCCAAAAUACUGUAUCCUGAUGUCCAUUCUAGCCGUUGUAUUUCUAAGAGUCCCCCUGAUGAUGUCAUGACCUUGUUAUUUUUCAUGGAUGAAAAAAAUGAGUUAUUAUACUAACCAAAACGCAAAGACGGAAAAUGAACACCAGAAGGAGGGGGCAGGCUUUGGAAUGACCAGAGAAUCUGUGAUAUCAAAUGGGCAAGAUUGUUGGAGAGGGGAGGGUUAUUUGUCUAAUUGAAUAAUGUAAUACCAUACUAUCUACCUGAGUAUAUUUUUUAGUGAUUUUGGCUUUGG